Messenger RNA from Histoplasma mississippiense, 1836 nucleotides. RefSeq lists its product as hypothetical. The coding region runs from base 1 to 1836 and encodes 611 amino acids. Lineage: Eukaryota; Fungi; Ascomycota; Eurotiomycetes; Onygenales; Ajellomycetaceae. The record is from RefSeq and is a predicted model, not a curated record. The transcript is spliced from 7 exons. Gene Ontology annotation, cellular component: membrane.
AUGAAGAAACACAGUGUCGGCACUCCGAAUGACCCUUUGCCGGAAACAUAUGCUACCGAAAAUUUCCGAAAUUAUGGCGAUAAAAGGAAUACCUCGGUGCAUUGGAAAAUAGCCCGCCCCAAGAGCCACUAUCCCCAGCAACAUGCCGGGUCUUGGUCCCUUAGAAUCGACGAGAAGGCCUACCGGAAUUCCGCUGGCAUACAUUCCCAAGUUUCCGGCAGCUCCCUGGAAUACGUCAGCAAGGUGAAUUUCGUUAUUGAGUCAGACAUCAAAUCCCCACGGAAGUGUAUAAUACUGGGCCGACAGGAGUGCAGCCCGAUACUGGACGUUAGAGAAUUGGAUGCGCUCCUGAUAUCGUCUCUUCAUUAUUAUAUAAUUGCCUCACUUAAUAUGGGCGCGCUUCUGUCGCUGCCUUUGAUGGCAGUGCCCGGCGUCGGCACCUUGAUAACAUUCUGCGCCUCUUGUUGCGGUGCGGCUACAUGCUCAGCGAUAUGUAGUGCCUGUGGGAAAUUCCAGAGCAGCAUGGCCACGAGGAUCGCCUACGCCGUCAUACUCCUGUUUAAUUCAAUAUUGUCCUGGAUAAUGUUGACACGAUGGGCGCUAAGCAAACUAGAACAUCUCACAUUUGACUUUUUGCCGAUCAGUUGCGAGGGAGAAAAGUGCUAUGGUUGGGUUGCGGUUCAUCGGAUCAACUUCGCUCUCGGGCUAUUUCAUGUCAUUUUGGCACUUCUCCUGCUCGGGGUCCGUUCUUCUAAGGAUGGUAGGGCGGGCCUUCAGAAUGGUUUCUGGGGCCCGAAAAUCAUCGCGUGGCUGCUUUUGGUGGUGAUGUCAUUUUUCAUCCCCGAAGGGUUCUUUUUUGUUUGGGGGAGCUACAUAUCCUUCAUCGGUGCCAUUUUGUUCCUACUACUAGGUCUUAUCCUGUUAGUCGAUUUGGCCCAUACCUGGGCUGAAAUCUGCCUGCAGAAGAUCGAAGAACUCGAUUCUCAAAUGUGGCGUGUCUUAUUGAUCGGUUCGACACUGGGCAUGUAUCUUGCGUCCAUCGCCAUGACUGUGAUCAUGUACAUCUUCUUCGCCCAUUCUGGAUGUACCAUGAACCAAGCUGCCAUCACUACCAACCUUAUCAUCUUCCUAAUCAUUUCGGUGGUCUCGGUUCAGCCUGCAGUUCAGGCAUCCAACCCUCGAGCAGGAUUAGCACAAGCUGCAAUGGUCACAGUCUAUUGCACGUACUUGAUGCUGUCUGCGGUGUCAAUGGAACCUGACGACCGUCAGUGCAAUCCCCUGGUUCGCGCGCGCGGCACCCGAACAGCCUCGAUCGUCAUUGGUGCUAUAGUUACAAUGUUGACCAUUGCGUAUACCACUACCCGCGCUGCUACCCAGGGUAUCGCUCUUGGCUCUAACGGAGCUCGUAACAACUACUCACGCCUUGGCCAAGAUGAGAUGGAGCACGGGCUUGUAACCCAGCAGCCUGGGUUGAGCCGCAGAGAAAUGCGUGCUGAGGCUCUCCGCGCCGCUGUUGAGAGUGGGAGCUUACCAGCAAGUGCUUUGGACGAAAGUGAUGAUGAGUCAGACGAUGAGCGAUCAUAUAAAGAUGACGAGCGCCAUUCCACUCAGUAUAACUAUUCCCUGUUCCACGUCAUCUUUUUCCUAGCCACUACUUGGGUGGCGACCUUGCUCACCCAAAAUCUGGACCCCGAGGCAAAGGACAAUUUGGCUCCAGUUGGAAGGACAUAUUGGGCUUCUUGGGUGAAAAUUAUUAGUGCCCUAGUGUGCUAUGCAAUUUACCUGUGGACGCUGAUUGCUCCCAUUUUACUCCCUGAUCGAUUCGACACCGCCUAA